AUGUCCUCCACUCGCCGGCCCACCACGCAGGAGGCGAUCGAUUUCUUCAAGCGGUAUCGCGAAAAGUUUCAGUCGGAGGUGAGCAGCAAGAACUCACCAAGUCACAACAGCGUCAACAUCUCGGCGCCUAACAUCGUUACACAGGUGCAGCAGGGCGGGCAGGCGGAUGUGACGGCGUACAGCAUCGUGCCGAUGGACCCCCGCAACGGGACAACGCUGACGCGGCUGGACUUGCUGCGGAAUUCGUCCACAAACCGUUCGCCGUGCCUCGAGAUGGACGCCGAGGUGAAGGCGAUGCUGCCACCGCUGAAGAGCGUGCGAGUGCCGAAGGUGACCCUCGUGCUGGACGUCGACGAGACGUUGGUGCACUCCACCUUCCAGCCGAACCCCGACGUCGUCUACGACAAGGUGCUCCAGGUGCCGUCCGAUGGCAAGAUAUACACCGUGAGUGUGAAGUACCGCCCCUACCUAAAGGACUUCCUUCAAUUUGUGUGUCAACGGUUCGAGGUUGUAAUCUUCACGGCGAGCAUGCGGGCGUACUGCGACAAUUUAAUGGAUGAGAUCGAUCCGAACGGCGACUUGGGAAACUUGCGGCUCUUCCGGGAGCACUGCACGCUGUGCGAGAGCUCCUACGUGAAGGACCUCCACCUGCUGGGCCGCGACCUGCGUCGUGUGGCGAUUAUAGACAACAGCCCCGCCGCCUACGCGUUCCAGCAGCGCAACGCCAUCCCGAUUCGUACGUGGAUCGACGACCCCGACGAUCGGGAACUUUUUAAUUUGCUGCCGCUGCUCGAUCGGCUUGCCCGCUGUGAGCACGUGUACUCCGUCUUAGAUGAAUUUAACGCCAAGGGCUGCAGCUUCCAGUAG
Molecule: messenger RNA, 867 nt
Organism: Leptomonas pyrrhocoris
Lineage: Eukaryota; Euglenozoa; Kinetoplastea; Trypanosomatida; Trypanosomatidae
Product: nuclear lim interactor-interacting factor-like protein
Exons: 1
Coding region: 1-867 (288 amino acids)
Molecular function (GO): phosphoprotein phosphatase activity
Source: RefSeq, a predicted model, not a curated record